AAAACUAUACACAAAAAAAACAAAACUGAAAAUAGCAACUAAAAUACCCAUAAAAUAAUAGGAAAACAAAAGUGCCACAGAAACAGCUGCUGCAGCAAAUAAAAGAACCGCAACAGCAGCAGCAGCAGCAACACAACUGCUGCACCAACAACAGCUGCAACAACAGCAACAAUAACAAUAACAACAACAACGAUAGCAACAACGACAUCAACAAUAUGGAGAAGCUGCUGCAAUCGACGCUGUUUGUCAUCCUGAUAAUGGCCACAAAAUGCGGCAGUGGCACGGCCCAGAACCAGCAUCACGAAAGCAAUUCCCAGCUGGAUCCCGAUCCGGAAUUUAUCGGGUUCAUCAACAACGUCACAUAUCCUGCAGGGCGCGAGGCCAUCCUUGCAUGCUCGGUCCGAAACCUGGGCAAGAAUAAGGUUGGCUGGCUGAGAGCCUCAGAUCAAACAGUAUUGGCCCUGCAAGGACGCGUGGUGACCCAUAAUGCUAGAAUCAGUGUCAUGCACCAGGACAUGCAUACAUGGAAACUAAAAAUAAGCAAACUGCGAGAAAGUGAUCGUGGAUGCUACAUGUGCCAAAUCAAUACUAGCCCCAUGAAAAAGCAAGUCGGUUGCAUCGAUGUGCAAGUUCCACCAGAUAUUAUAAAUGAGGAGUCCUCUGCCGAUCUGGCAGUGCAGGAGGGCGAGGAUGCCACACUCACAUGCAAGGCGACGGGUAAUCCCCAGCCGCGUGUCAUUUGGCGUCGGGAGGAUGGUGAAAUGAUACUCAUUCGGAAACCCGGAAGUCGAGAACUCAUGAAAGUAGAGUCAUAUAAUGGAUCUUCGCUAAGAUUACUGCGUCUGGAGAGGCGCCAAAUGGGAGCCUAUUUGUGUAUAGCCUCCAACGAUGUUCCACCGGCUGUCAGCAAACGAGUGUCGCUCAGCGUUCAGUUUGCUCCGAUGGUAAGAGCCCCCAGCCAGCUGCUGGGCACCCCCCUGGGCUCCGAUGUACAGCUGGAAUGCCAGGUGGAGGCCUCCCCGUCACCUGUAUCCUACUGGCUGAAGGGAGCGCGAACCUCGAAUGGAUUCGCCAGCGUCUCGGCGACCAGCUUGGAGUCCGGUUCGCCGGGUCCCGAAAUGCUGCUCGACGGGCCCAAGUACGGGAUAACGGAGCGGCGCGAUGGCUAUCGGGGCGUCAUGCUGCUGGUGGUGCGUUCCUUCUCGCCCUCCGACGUGGGCACCUAUCACUGCGUCAGCACAAACUCGCUGGGCCGUGCCGAGGGCACAUUGCGGUUAUACGAAAUCAAGCUUCAUCCGGGCGCCUCUGCCAGCAACGAUGAUCAUCUGAACUAUAUCGGAGGUCUCGAGGAGUCGCGAAAUUCAGCCUGCAGGAGACACACGAGGUGGAAUCCCCUGCUUGCAACGCUUCUGCUGCUGCUGUGGAUGCGGAUAAAGCCAUGUGCUGGGGGAGCGUGAUAUCAAAACUGAGAGAAGAAGAGCCGGCAAUCAAGUAUUCCUACAGAUUCCCUCGGAUACCGACAUCGACAUCUCUCUCUCUCGCCUGCGUUCUUGUUAUUCAUUUCCGUUUCCGGUUCUGUCUCCCGACUCCUUCUAGCGCACACACACAAAUAACACACACAUACAUAUUGCCGGAGGCACCUCCGCUGCCUCAAAAAUAUCAUUUGCAUACGUAUCAGGAAACGCGUUGUUCCCACCCGCGCAACUCUCCCUCCACUGCCCCUCCCCGCCCCUCUUUUCCCGCUCCCAAAGCGACACGAAAAACAGGAUAUCAAAAGUGGACAAUUGGAUGAAAACCCCAAACCUUUGGCCUCCCAACCCCAAACCCCAAAAAUAAUGUUACAUUGCAUAUAAAUUAAAUAUGAAUACUAUAAAAUAGUG
Molecule: messenger RNA, 1880 nt
Organism: Drosophila bipectinata
Lineage: Eukaryota; Metazoa; Arthropoda; Insecta; Diptera; Drosophilidae
Gene: DIP-gamma
Product: Dpr-interacting protein gamma
Cellular component (GO): neuron projection
Source: RefSeq, a predicted model, not a curated record